AUGCGAGCUACACAAAGCCGGCAGAAGUCUUAUGCUGAUAGGAGAAGAGGAUCGCUAGAGUUUGAGGCUGGAGACCAUGUGUUUCUCAGGGUGACUCCAACCACAGGUGUUGGAAGGGUUCUCAAGUCAAGAAAGAUGACCCUCAGAUUUAUUGGGCCGUAUCAGAUCACUCGCAGGAUAGGCCCAAUGGCGUAUGAGAUAGCAUUACCACCUCAUCUGGAAAAUUUGCAUAAUGUCUUCCACGUGUCACAAUUGAGGAAGUACAUUGCAUAUCCUUCACAUGUAUUGGAAGCUGACGAUAUCCAGGUUCGGGAGGAUCUGACUAUGGAGGCGGGCCCGAUGCGAAUUUUGGACUCACAUGUUAAGCAACUGAGAGGGAAGGAGAUAAGGACAGUGAAGGUCAUUUGGGAUGAAGCCACACAAGAAAUGACUUGGGAGAUGGAGGACCUAAUAAGACAGUCUUACCCGCAUCUAUUUACUAGUAAGCUCUAA
This is a messenger RNA of Vigna unguiculata (cowpea), 492 nucleotides long. RefSeq lists its product as uncharacterized. The record is from RefSeq and is a predicted model, not a curated record. NCBI's taxonomy places the organism in Eukaryota, Viridiplantae, Streptophyta, Magnoliopsida, Fabales, Fabaceae.